Messenger RNA from Solanum dulcamara, 3202 nucleotides. Its product is annotated as probable LRR receptor-like serine/threonine-protein kinase At3g47570. Gene Ontology annotation, molecular function: protein kinase activity; ATP binding; protein binding. The transcript is spliced from 2 exons. Lineage: Eukaryota; Viridiplantae; Streptophyta; Magnoliopsida; Solanales; Solanaceae. The record is from RefSeq and is a predicted model, not a curated record. The coding region runs from base 16 to 3057 and encodes 1013 amino acids. Gene Ontology annotation, biological process: protein phosphorylation.
UAUUUCCAAAACAAUAUGGGGCAGUUGUAUCUGACAUCCAAAUCCAUAUGUCUUUUGUUAUACUUUCAGUACUCAAUUAUUGUUAUGUCCAUUGCAAUCUCAGGUCUGGAAUCAACUGAUCAAUUAGCACUACAAGAGUUGAAAAACAGAAUAACAGAGGAUCCACUCCAUGUCAUGGCUUCUUGGAAUCAUCAUUCUUCCCAUUUUUGCAACUGGACUGGUGUAACAUGUAGUCCUUAUAAUGGCAGAGUAACCAAUCUUGAUUUGAGUUCGCGACAACUUGCUGGCACCAUACCGCCUUCCAUUGGUAAUCUCAGUUUCCUUACAGGCAUUGAUCUUGCAAACAAUAACUUCCGUGGUGAAAUUCCUCAAGCAAUUGGCCGCCUUCUGCAUCUGCAACAUUUAAAUGUUAGUUAUAAUUCAUGUAGUGGGAAAAUUCCAACCAAUUUAACUUACUGUAAGGAACUUAGAGCACUUGAUCUACAAUUUAAUGAACUUGUUGGGAAAAUUGUGGAUCAACUUAGUUCAUUGUCAAAGCUGUAUUUGUUUAAACUGAAAAGGAACUCACUUGGAGGAGGCAUUCCACGUUGGUUAGGAAACUUUUCGUCUCUAGAGUUCCUUGACAUUUCGGGUAAUAGUCUACAAGGACCAAUACCUGAGGAUCUUGGCCGUCUAACAAAGUUGCUGGUGUUUCAUGUGAACUCAAACGAAUUAUCUGGUACAAUCCCUCCAUCGAUUCUCAAUAUUUCUUCCAUAUACUAUUUCUCUGUUACACAAAAUCUACUGCAUGGACAACUUCCAGCAGAUGUAGGCCUCACUCUUCCAAACGUUGAAGUAUUUGCUGGUGCUGUCAAUAGCUUCACCGGACCUAUUCCUGUUUCACUGGGGAAUGCUUCUAAGCUUCACGUGAUUGAUUUUUCCCAAAAUAAACUUACCGGGGAUGUGCCAACUAGUUUUGGAAAGUUGGAAACUUUAGUUAGACUCAACUUUGAGGCGAACAGACUAGGAGGGAGGGGAAGUUAUGAGGGCUUGAAAUUUCUUGAUUACCUAACCAAUUGUACAAAUCUGAUGGUACUGAGUUUCGCAACCAAUGACUUUAGGGGAGAAUUGCCUUACUCAAUCACUAAUCUUUCAACUGUACUUGAGAUUUUCUCUCUAGGCAACAAUAGGAUACAUGGUACUCUUCCAGCUGGAAUAGGCAACCUUAUUAGUUUGACCCUACUAGGAAUGGAAGGAAACUACCUCAAUGGCAGUGUGCCUGAAGCUAUAGGUAAACUUGAAUAUCUGGAACGUCUCUAUUUGAACGGAAAUGCAUUUUCUGGGAAGAUACCAUUCUCCAUUGGUAACUUGACAAGGUUAGGUACUCUAAACCUGGAAGAAAAUAGACUAGAAGGAAGCAUACCUCCUGAGUUGGGGAAGUGUAAGAUCUUGUCAACAUUAAACCUUACUAGGAAUAAUCUUAUUGGCUCCAUACCGAAAGAAUUUGCAGGAUUAUCUUCCCUUUCAAUUUCUUUAUCACUGGGAAGUAAUUCUUUGACUGGAUCCUUGCCAAAAGAAUUUGAUCAGUUGAUAAAUCUCGAGGAAUUGGAUUUAUCACAGAAUAAAUUAUCUGGUGAGAUUCCAAGCUCUCUCAGCAAUUGCCUCCACUUAGAGCGUUUAAAUAUUAGUAAUAAUCUCUUUCAGGGAAUCAUUCCUCAAUCCUUAGCAAAUUUAAAAGGAUUAGCUGAGAUAGAUUUUUCACGGAACAACUUGUCAGGGAAAAUACCGGAAUUUCUUGGGAAACUUUCAUAUCUCAGAAAACUUGACCUUUCAUUCAAUGAACUUGAAGGUGGGGUGCCAAAAGAAGGGAUCUUUUCCAAUACAAGCGCAAUUUCAAUCAAAGGAAACAGUAAACUUUGUGGAGGUGUUCCCAACUUACAUUUGCCUGAAUGCCCAAAAGCUCCGAAGGACCUUAAUUCAAGAGUGUGGAUUGCGGUUAUUGUUCCUGUUGCACUCUUAGCUUUGGUACUAUGUUUCUGUGGUGCUUAUUACAGGCUCAGAAACUCAAGAAAGUCACACCCUUGGAUCGAUGGGCAGCUAGCACAGAUACCAAGAACUACAUAUCGAGAAAUACGUAGAGCAACGGAUGGUUUCUCUGAGGAUAACUUGGUAGGUACAGGAAGUUUUGGUUCAGUAUAUAAAGCGCAUUUCCAUGGCGAGGACACAAUAAUGGCAGUGAAAGUGUUGAACCUACAACAAAGAGGGGCCUUGAGGAGCUUCCUGGAUGAAUGCAGAGCUUUGAGAAAUAUAAGGCAUCGUAAUCUUCUCAAAAUCAAGACUGCUUGUUCGAGCAUUGAUCACCAAGGUAAUGACUUCAAAUGCCUAGUUUUUGAGUUCAUGACUAAUGGAAACCUACACGAUUGGUUGCAUUCGGAAAAUGAUGACCAGCAACACCAAACAAAGAAGCUGACCUUUAUCCAAAGACUAAACAUUGCCAUAGAUGUUGCUUCUGCACUUGACUAUCUCCACAAUCACUGUCAAACGCCAAUAGUUCAUUGUGAUCUAAAACCAAGCAACAUACUCCUCGAUGAAGAAAUGUCUGCCCAUGUUGGUGACUUUGGCUUAGCAACAUUUCUCCUUGACACAUCAAGCAAUUCUUGGAGUCAUCAUAUUUCUGCAGCACUAAAGGGUUCCAUAGGUUACAUCCCAACAGAGUACGGAUCAGGCGGCCAAGUAUCCACACUUGGAGAUGUUUACAGCUUUGGAAUAGUGUUGCUAGAGUUGUUCAUAUGUAAAAGACCAACUGAUGCAAUUUUUAACGAGAGUAUAAACAUUCACAAGUAUGUUUCAAUGUCUUUGCCUGAACAUGUCAUGGAGAUUGUAGAUCCCUCAUUGCUCUUGGCAGAGGAAGAGCAAAACAUCAAUCAAGAUCAAGCAAGAAGAGUGGAAGAAUGUUUGCUCUCGGUUUUGGAAAUCGGGCUUAGAUGUUCUGCAUCAUCACCAAGAGAUAGAGCUCCAAUAGACACUAUUUUGAGCAUGCUUCAAGCAAUUCAGGAGUCCUUCCUUACAAGGAGAUGAUAAUAUGAAUUAACUGUUUGUUUUUCAUGUUUCUUAUAUUAAGCCUUGUUCUGAAUCAGAGAAUGCUACAGAAUGAACUAGUAUGCCUGGAAUUAGAAUAAAAUUCUUCUUGUGUUAUGGUGUUUGAUAGAGUUUACCCCAUUAA